Messenger RNA from Yamadazyma jaroonii, 2295 nucleotides. NCBI's taxonomy places the organism in Eukaryota, Fungi, Ascomycota, Pichiomycetes, Serinales, Debaryomycetaceae. The record is from the annotation of a GenBank genome assembly.
AUGAUAAUAAGUAAUCCCCUGUCAGUAUUGAAUGUACUGAGACUUUCAUUCCAUUCAAUCCUUUCAAAAUCUAAACCUUUCACCACCAAAGCCAGAAGUGUUCUAGAAAAGAAGAAAGAUGAUUUAAUUCCCACAGCCAAGAUUAAAUGGUAUUAUGCAACUGAUGUCCCCAUAUCUAAACCUUCGUGGUAUAAUUAUACAAAAGUUGAUGAUGCAAAGACUUUCUUACCAUUUUCAGACUAUGAUUCUCAAAGAAUUGAACAUCAGUUCAAAAAGUAUUUUGAAAGUUCAAAUGAUGAAACUACUUGUAAGAUUGAGGUCAGUGAAGAUAAGUUAUUUGAAGUUGAUGUUAAGAAAUUUGAACUUUCUCCAAUAUAUUGGGAAGGUCCUGUUUAUGAAGUAAGGAGAGGUCUUUGGUUUACUACUGAUGGAGUUCCUUUAAGUCAUGUGUUGACUCAACAAAUAGAAAUGGGAUUUGAAGCUAAGAAACCAUAUUUAUUCGAUGAAGAAAGAAAAUUGAAAGCUGAAAACCCUGGGAAAUUCAAUAAAGCCGAUAUAGCAAAAUUUAAUUCUGAUGGAGGUGUUGGAGAAAUAACCAUUGAAAUCGAUGCUGAAGAAAUUGACGAUAUUGUUACUUUACCUAAUAAUAAAGCCGUGUUAUAUUUCAAUAACAACAGAGCUGCUUUGUUCCCCGAUUCUAUGAUAAAUGAUUAUCAAUUACCUAUAAUAAGAAGAUUUGGAGCUACAGCUGUUUCUUUAUUGAAUGUUACUCAUAUUCAAAGAGGUUUCACUUCAAACUUAACAGCCUCAAUUUUUGAUAAUAUACCUGAAAACCCCAUUCCUGGUUUGACGGAUAUUUUACAAACAGAAGUAACAAAUUUAUUCACAGGUGAAGCUGAUGAACCUGUUAAGAAAUCUACUAAUUAUUCUGAUGAAAAUGAUGGUAAUGAGUCCAAACAAAAUAAGGAAAUGAAGAAAGUUAUUGAAGAUGAUUUUGAAAAUGAUACAACCGAAAAUACCUCUUCCCGAGAAAUCGAUCAUGUUGUGUUCUGUGUUCAUGGAAUUGGUCAAGUUUUGGGGACGAAGUAUGAAUCGAUUAACUUUGCUCAUAAUAUCAAUGUCAUGAGAAAUACCAUGAAAGCUGUUUACAAGGAUAAUCCCGUUUAUAGAAAAUUAGCUUAUGGUGACAAAGAUGCUCCUGACUCAAAGUUCAAUAAUAGAAUUCAAGUUUUACCCAUCGCCUGGAGACAUAUGAUAGAUUUCCAUCCAAACAAAUUACCAAAAGAAAUUGAAGAAGAUUCAAGAUUACCUACAUUAUCCCAAAUCAAUGUUGAUGGUGUAAGAUCUUUGAGGAAUGUCAUUGGAGAUGUUGCUUUGGAUAUUCUACUUUACUAUGAAAGCAAAUAUUUCAAUCAAAUCUUAGCUUCGGUCACCAAUCAGUUAAAUUUUGUAUAUGAAGAAUUCAUGAAAAGAAAUCCUAAUUUCAAAGGGAAGAUACAUGUCUUGGGGCAUUCUUUAGGUUCAGCUAUUGUGUUUGAUAUUGCAUCAUUACAAUAUAACACCAGACCACAAAAUCCUGAUAAGACCAAGGACUUGCUUUUCGAUAUUGAUUCCCUUUUCUGUAUUGGAUGUCCUGUAGGAGUCUUCAAAUUAAUCAGUCAAAAAAACAUUGUAAAUAGAAAGGAAUUACCAGAAGAUUAUGAUCCUAGACAACCAGAUUUAUACUCAUCAUCACCUAAAUGUACCAAUUUAUAUAAUUUAUUCCAUCCAUGUGAUCCAGUAGGCUAUAGAAUUGAACCUUUGAUCAAACCAAGAUUCUCCAAUUACCUGCCAGAAGAAGUCCCAUUUGCAGUUGAAGGUAUUGAUACUCAAAUCAAGGGCUUGGCUAGUUUCACUGAUGAUUUACAAGAUAAAAUAGCUAAUGCAACUUCAUGGAUCUUGAAAACUAAUAGAAAAUCCAAGUUAGCCGAUGGUAUUAAGGAUAAGUUCAUUGAUGAAAAUGCUUUGGGAGAAAUUGUCAGUAGUAUAGUUAAAUCAGAUGAAGAAGAAGCUGAUGCCACAUCUAAAGGGAAAUUAUCACCACCUGAUUUGAAAAUCCUCAGUUCAUUCAAUAAAGAUGCUAGAGUUGAUUAUUGUUUACCUAUGAAAUUCUUUGAUAUUUCAUUAGUUUCAGCUAUCAGUGCCCAUGUUUCAUAUUUCGAAGAUCAAAACACUUCAGGUUUCAUCAUGUCGAAAUUAUUAUCAUCCCCAGAACCAGUAACUUCCAAAACAGUUUUAAUCAAAGACAAAGACUAG